AUGCCUGCGUUCCAGAAAGCAGAGUUUUGCAAGGAGUCCACAGAGGCAUUCAAAAAGCAGCGGGAGAGCUGCUUGAAAGCCGGUGUUAGGAUUAGACCUGUUCAGCGACAGGGUUUGGAGGACAGCAACCGUGUUGAUUCUGGAAAGAUUGGGAUUGCCUUACAGAACACACCUGGCACAAACAUGUUGGGGACCAGUUUCAAAAUCGUUGGGCCUGCAAAAGGUCAGGGGUCGUUUGGGGCAGUGUAUGUCGUUGAGCAUGUACACUCUCGGAGAAGGUAUGCCGCGAAAGUGGAGCCUGUCCUGGCUUCAUUGGAUCGCGAGAUUCAAAUCUUGAAGGGCAUCUCGCACGAAGCGAUUUUGCCAGUUUUGUGCAGCCAUGUGGAAGAUGGUGGGCUGUCUUGGUACAUCAUGCCCCUGCUUCCCACGAAUUUGUUUGCAUACUUGAGGAGCGAAAACCAGUUUGCCCAUGGCUCCCAAGACGCCCUGUUCAAUCAAUUGAUGGAUGGACUUGGUUUUCUCCAUGACCGCGGUGUCGUUCAUGCCGACAUUAAACCUGGCAAUAUCGUUUACAACCCAGGGACGGAGCACUUCUACAUCAUCGACUUCGGGAUUGCUGUGGUCCUGCCUACCCCACGUGGCCAAACGACUGAGAGCGUCUACACUUUGGCAUUUCGACCGCCCGAGUUGAUUGAACAGGGUGAGCUGGCGCCUGUUCUGACUGUGAAAGCCGACUCAUGGGCAGCUGCUCUCACUAUGCUGGAAGCAUCCACCAGAACCCGUUUCUUCGAUGGACGUAGCAAGGUAGCCAUCGCGGAGAAGAUCAGAUCUUUUGCUCGUGAGCUCAGCUUUGGGCUAGCGGGCGGCCCCCACUUGACAAAAUUGCAGGGAGCCAUCAAUAACCUGAGUCCCUCCACGCAGAAACAUGUGGCGGAGUUAAUUCACUAUGACCCACGUAGAAGGGCGAGCUGUGGCAAUGUUGCGGAGGAACUGCGCAACUAG
Messenger RNA from Cladocopium goreaui, 1002 nucleotides. Lineage: Eukaryota; Dinophyceae; Suessiales; Symbiodiniaceae. The record is from the annotation of a GenBank genome assembly.